CCCGGCCUCACUUGUGCUCUCUGCUGCUUCUCCUCUUGCUUGAACGCCUCCUGUAGAACCCGAUCCAGGCAAAGGAGCCAAGCGCCUCCGUCCCGGCCGCCGCCGCUUGGGAUCGGAAUCACCCAUGGCGGACAAGGUGAGCAAGCCUGCAGCUCCGUUGGAGGUGUCCAUGGAGAAGGAACCAUCGUCUCCGCUGCCUGUUCCGUCCAUGGACGACAAGAAGCAGCCUCCUCUGUUGGCCAUGGCCGUGGUCCUGGACGUGAAGCUUUCUCCUCCAACGCCGGCGUCCAUGGACAAGAAGGAGAAGCCUCCGGCCGUCCUGUUUGUCUGCCUGUGGGCGCUCGCCAACGCCAUCUCCUUCGCCGUCAACGCCGUCGCCAUGCUGAUCAUGAACCGCAACCCCUGCACCAAGUCGACGUGGUGGUUCCGGUGCGCGGAGGUGACCCACGCGGCGGCGGCGGAGGCGACCGCCCUGUGGCGCGGGCAGCUGUGGUGCGGCGCGCCCCAGACGGCCGCCGCGGCGCUGGCGCUGGUGGUCACGGGCCGGGGCCGGCGCCGGAGCCGCUGGGCCGUGGCCCUGGCCUUCUUGGCGCUCGUGGCCACCGCCGCCGGCCACUACAUGGAAGGCAGGGUGGACCGCAUCUUCCUCGCCGCCGCACCGGGGGACGCGUACAUCACCGCCGACGUCGUUGGGAGCUUCUUUCUAGUGGUGCUGGACCUGCUCGGCUUCCUCUGCCUCCUCAUCCAGCUCGGCGACGGAGGAGAGGAGUAGCCCCAGUCCGGGCCGGGGAAGCAUGAUGCCUUGCAACUUGCAAGCGUACCUAGAUUAGAGCUAGCUGCUCGAUCGUAUCGAUCUCUGGAAGCUCCGUCAUGGAUGAGCUCAAUAAAAUUAAGGGACUUGCUUGCUCAUGAGGUACCGAUUGUGAUCAGUCCAGUCUCCAGUGUCGUAGACUCAUAGUACGUCGUCGUGUGGAGUAGAAUAAUGUGUACUGGUCUGAGAUUGUAUUCACCAGUACUAAUAAGCUGCCAUGUACAGACGUACUCUGUAUGGAACCUGCAUUUGGCAGCUUAAUAAGUGAGUAUUAGGCUAAAGAUCUUCGAUAA
Setaria italica (foxtail millet) is the source of this 1104-nucleotide messenger RNA. RefSeq lists its product as uncharacterized. The coding region runs from base 125 to 772 and encodes 215 amino acids. The record is from RefSeq and is a predicted model, not a curated record. Lineage: Eukaryota; Viridiplantae; Streptophyta; Magnoliopsida; Poales; Poaceae. The transcript is spliced from 3 exons.